Messenger RNA from Lolium perenne, 1018 nucleotides. RefSeq names its product dirigent protein 22. NCBI's taxonomy places the organism in Eukaryota, Viridiplantae, Streptophyta, Magnoliopsida, Poales, Poaceae. The record is from RefSeq and is a predicted model, not a curated record.
UUAUUAUCUCACAGCUCUCCUAGCCCACUGAUCCUGUGCUUUCUUCUCCCUCUGCUCCCUAGACACAAUUCCAUCGAGCCAUGGCUAGUCCCUCUGCCUCCUCGUUUUUUCUCUUGCUCUUGCUGCCAACUAUCCUGGGCAUGGCUAGUGCCUAUUCUCCAGUCCAGAUUUGUGUGCGUCCCUGCCCAAGUGAGGUUAACCUGCACCUAUACCUCCACCAAUUCGUUGCUGGACCAAACCACCCAAACCGCAACGAGGAAUUCCUGAUAGCCCCAGCAAAUGCCUUUGGUUUUGGUACUACCCUCAUCCAUGAUUGGACCUUGACCAGAACAACCGAUCCUAACGAUACACUCAUCGCACGUGUGCAAGGCACACACAUCCAAGCUGGCACGACAAACGCUAACAGCUGGUACAUUUCGCAGAACAUAGUGUUUCAGAGUGGCAGAUUUGCAGGGUCCACACUUCAGGUGAUGGGGACAUUAACCGAAAACAGUGUUGGCCAGUGGUCUAUCGUCGGUGGGACCGGACAGUUUACGCUGGCCCAGGGUAUUAUCAACUACAAGAUGGAUCCGUCUUCUAACAAGGAUGAUGCUAUUAGAGAACUUAAUAUCCGUAUCCUCUACGACGCAGAUGAUGCACAAGUGGCUCGUGAUGGUGCAUUACACCUGGUGCAAAACUAAUCCACUAGGAAGUUGGCGCUAUGGAAAUAAUGCGAGUUCACGGAUGCUUGCUGUCUGAUCAAGUGCUCAUCGUGGCAUUUCUAGUACCGGUGUGGUCAAUGUCUGAUGUUAUUUUAUGUGGUGGCAAUGUGUCGAAUAUGCCGCCUUUUGUAUGUUUUCAGUUCAAAUAAGCCUUGGGUUCUGUGAUGGGACUUUUGAUCCCAAAUCCAAGCCCCAUUUGGUUCGUGGUUGUCUAUAUGUAACGUGUGACUAUUCCAUAUUUUGGACCUCUUCUUAUGGAUAUGCAACAUCUUAUGAUGUAAAUAAAUGGGAUCAAACUAUCCAUCUCUGAUAGAAAA